This is a messenger RNA of Caenorhabditis elegans, 2118 nucleotides long. It is a transcript of the gene cert-1, whose product is annotated as Ceramide transfer protein. The transcript is spliced from 11 exons. Gene Ontology annotation, cellular component: Golgi apparatus; cytoplasm; endoplasmic reticulum. The record is from RefSeq and is marked reviewed. Lineage: Eukaryota; Metazoa; Nematoda; Chromadorea; Rhabditida; Rhabditidae. The coding region runs from base 190 to 1911 and encodes 573 amino acids. Gene Ontology annotation, molecular function: lipid binding.
ACACUACUUCACAAAACUAUUUGCAGUACAAGGAAACCGGUUCUCCCAUAUUCGCCACCUUCGACGCCCUAUGUUUAGAAUCGACUAAAUAACAAAGUGAGAGCAAAACUGUAUCGAAACGGGGAAAGUCUCUCGGAAAGAGAGCCUCUGUCUUAUCAUUUAUCACCUGCUGAUUCGCGAACGAAGCCGAUGGAGAGCGAAGUUGUCCUUCCCACGAAUGGGGUGAUGAAAAAAUGGACAAACUACGUGAAUGGAUGGCAAGAUCGAUACUUUGAAAUCACAGAGGGAAAUCUUGUUUAUUAUCUGUCAAAAGCCGAAAAAUCCCACGGAUGCAGAGGAAGCAUAUUUCUCAAAAGUGCAAUAAUAGCUGCCCACGAAUUUGAUGAAAACGAAUUCUCAAUAUCUAUGGGCGAAAACGUUGUCUGGUAUUUGAAAGCAGAGAAUUCACAGUCAAAACUUCUAUGGAUGCGAUCAGUUGUCCGGGAAACAGUACAAAACGAUUCGGAUUAUAGCUCGACUAGCACUAAAAGUCAUUCCCGUAAUCCAUCGGUUUCCUCAGUUCUUGCUACUAAUAAUCAAAAAUCUGAUGAUAAUGAAUCAACGAAGCUUUUUGCCACGAAACUCUCCGAACUCGAAGCAUACCGAACUAUGUGCAAGGAUCAGAUGACAUCAAUCGAAAGACUUCUGGAACAAGGUGGAGCCAGUUGUAUUGUCCCACAAGCCACGAUUCUAUCAGUAAAAGCAACACAUUUAGCAUUGAUUGUUAAUAUUAAUCAUAUCGUGGAUCUCGUCAAGACUUCUAAAGUGGUAAUACCAAACAUUCCAUCUUCUUCUUCAUCCACUCCACCACCAUUUCGGGAACCUUUAUGUGCAACUAGAAGUGUUUCUUCUUCUGUUCUUCGUCGUGAAUCUAUUGUUGAACAAGAAUACAUGUCUGACGAUAAUUCAACAAUGACAACUUCUACGAUUAUUGCAAGACCUGAUAUUGAUGUGACAAGUGAUUGUGAUGAGUUCUUUGACGCCGACGAGUUUGAUGUGGACUCGAAAAAUGGAGAUACCGUUGAAAAAAGACAAGAAGAGGUGGAAGACAAGAAAAAUGGAAAUAUAGUUGUUCCAGAGGAAGAGAAAAAGAAGACUAGCUUCAGAAUUGAAGGAAACCCAGUUACUGGUCACUAUGACGACCUCCUCGUGAGCCAAGAACACUCUCUUUACACCACAAUCGAUAAGCUCGCUCUAGAACAGCUCAAAUAUGCUCUUGCCGGUGCUGAGGAUAAUGUAUGGAGUCUGUUCGCUGAAGACGGUCCAAUGAGAAUGUAUACAAGACAAAUUGAAGAUGAAGGAGGUGUUCCUGUUGAUCCAUUAAAGGCGAUACAUGCAGUUGAUGGUGUCACUGCACUGGAAUUCAUGCAUUAUUUCUAUGAUGCACGGUAUAAAAUGCAAUGGGACCAUACGCUGGAAGCGAUGAGCGUUGUUGAGCACAUUUCACCGGAUUCUGUGGUUCUACAUCAGAAACAUAAAACAGUUUGGCCUGCUGCACCGAGAGAAUCAUUAUUCGUUUCACACAUUCGACGAGUUGAUGAGCACAAGAGGGAUGGAGCACAUGAUUUGUAUAUUGUGUGCAAUAGAGAUAUUCAAAGAGCCGAUGUUCCGCUUGGAUCCUCAUCUUCUGUGAGAGUUGGACUAACGGUAUCAAUGAUCUGUGAGACUACAGUGAAGGAUCCACAUAUUGAUCGAAAAUUAACGAGAGAUGAUGUUAAAUGCAAUAUUAUUUAUGUUUCGCAAGUUCACCCCGGCGGAUGGGUACCAACUGCAGCUCUUCGUCACGUCUACAAAAAAGAAUAUCCGAAAUUUUUGAGAACUUUCACCGAAUUCGUCAAAAAGAAUGUGAAGGGAAAGCCUGUCAGCAUUUAAAAUGUACUAAUAAACUUCUGAUGUGCCAUUUCAUGUGUAUUCCGUUCCCGAUGGUCCUUUUUUUCUGAAAAUUCUGUAACUUAUAAUGUACAAUAGUCGUUUUUCGUGUAUUAGCUACUUGGUUGUGAACUGAACUAACUGAUUGAUAAAGCAUCUAGGAAUUUUUCCCAUAUGUGUAAUAAUUUUCACAAUGAAAUUUUAAAGUUU